Molecule: messenger RNA, 905 nt
Organism: Anarrhichthys ocellatus (wolf-eel)
Lineage: Eukaryota; Metazoa; Chordata; Actinopteri; Perciformes; Anarhichadidae
Gene: psma6a
Product: proteasome 20S subunit alpha 6a
Exons: 7
Coding region: 111-851 (246 amino acids)
Biological process (GO): ubiquitin-dependent protein catabolic process
Cellular component (GO): proteasome core complex; proteasome core complex, alpha-subunit complex
Source: RefSeq, a predicted model, not a curated record
GUGGAAGAUUCCAGUCGGACAGAUCACAUCCGGUGUAGAUGUUCUGCCUUGUUGUUGCUCUGUAGCCUCGGUUUUGUUGCAACUUCAGUUUAACGUUAUUUCCAGCCAGCAUGUCUCGGGGGUCGAGUGCAGGGUUUGACCGCCACAUCACCAUCUUCUCCCCGGAGGGAAGACUCUACCAAGUCGAGUACGCCUUCAAAGCCAUCAACCAGGGAGGACUCACAACUGUAGCGGUCAGAGGGAACGACUGUGUUGUGGUUGUCACACAAAAGAAAGUUCCAGACAAGCUGUUGGACUCCUUGACAGUCACACAUCUGUACAAAAUUACAGAGGGCAUCGGCUGUGUUAUGACUGGCAUGACAGCUGACAGCAGGUCCCAGGUGCAGAGGGCUCGGUAUGAAGCAGCUAACUGGAUGUAUAAAUACGGCUAUGAGAUCCCUGUGGACAUGUUGUGCAAACGCAUGGCGGACAUCUCCCAGGUCUACACACAGAAUGCUGAGAUGAGGCCGCUAGGCUGCUGUAUGAUCGUGGUCGGGCUGGAUGAAGAGUUGGGUCCGCAGCUCUAUAAGUGUGAUCCAGCCGGCUACUACUGUGGCUUUAAGGCCACGGCAGCUGGAGUCAAACAGACUGAGGCCACCAGCUACCUAGAGAAGAAAGUCAAGAAGAAACUGGAUUGGACCUAUCAGCAGACCAUAGAGACGGCUAUCUCGUGUCUGGCGGGCGUUCUGUCCAUCGACUUCAAGCCCUCGGAGCUGGAGGUGGGAGUCAUCACAACAAAAGAGUCAAGAUUCAAGAUUCUGUCCGAGGCUGAGAUCGAUGUCCACCUGGUUGCUUUGUCUGAGAGAGAGUGAGGAAAGCUCUGAAAAGGAUGAACGACAACACACAACCCCCCCCCCCCUACACAC